Molecule: messenger RNA, 2577 nt
Organism: Macroventuria anomochaeta
Lineage: Eukaryota; Fungi; Ascomycota; Dothideomycetes; Pleosporales; Didymellaceae
Product: urease
Exons: 5
Coding region: 31-2550 (839 amino acids)
Biological process (GO): urea catabolic process
Cellular component (GO): urease complex
Molecular function (GO): urease activity; nickel cation binding
Source: RefSeq, a predicted model, not a curated record
GUCAUACUGUCGCAGUGAUACAGACACAAGAUGCAGCUGUGUCCCAAGGAGCUCGACAAGCUCGUCAUCUCCCAGCUGGGCCUGCUCGCCCAGCGCCGCCUGGCAAGAGGAGUGAAGCUGAACCAGAGCGAGGCAACAGCGCUCAUCGCCAACAACCUCCAAGAACUUAUCCGCGAUGGCAACCACACCGUCGCCGACCUCAUGGCCAUUGGCAAGACCAUGCUGGGUCGCCGCCAUGUCCAGCCCUCAGUGGUCGCAGGACUCCAUGAGUUGAUGGUUGAGGGCACCUUUCCCACCGGCACCUACCUCGUGACCGUCCACCACCCAAUAUCGACCAAUGAUGGCGACCUCGAAAAGGCCCUCUAUGGCUCUUUCCUGCCAGUUCCCUCCAACGACAUGUUUCCUCUCAUCGAUUCGACAGCGUAUGAAUACGAGAAGCAACCUGGCGCAAUUAUAGCUGUGAAAGGCGAGGCGGGCAUCAUCAAGCUCAAUGAAGGGCGCAAGAGGAUCAAGCUCAAGGUCAAGAGUACGGGAGACAGGCCAAUUCAGGUUGGAUCACACUACCACUUCAUCGAGACCAAUCCUCAGCUCUCUUUCGAUCGCGUUCGCGCCCAUGGCUACCGCUUGGACAUUCCUGCUGGUACGUCUGUACGUUUCGAGCCUGGUGACACAAAGACGGUUACUCUGGUGCAAAUUGCUGGAAACCAGGUCAUCAAGGGUGGAAAUCGGAUUGCCUCAGGCCACAUCCACGAUACAAGCGUUGCAGAAGGCAUUGUGGAGAAGCUGACUGCUGGAGGUUUCCUGCACGUACCGGCGCCAGCUGGCGACGGCGCACACAUCGACAUCUGCACCAUGGAGCGCCAGGCCUACAUUAGCAUGUUCGGUCCCACAACUGGCGACUUGGUGAGACUAGGCGCCACAGAUCUGUGGAUCAAGGUCGAGAAAGAUCUGACCAAGUAUGGCGACGAGUGCGCGUUCGGCGGAGGCAAGACGCUCAGAGAAGGCAUGGGCCAGGCAGGAGGACGAUCUGACGCCGAGGUCCUGGACACAGUCGUGACCAACGCUCUGAUCGUUGACUGGUCGGGCAUCUACAAAGCUGACAUCGGUAUCAAGGACGGCAUCAUUGUUGGCAUUGGCAAGGCUGGUAAUCCAGAUGUUAUGGAUGGUGUCGACCCGAACAUGGUUGUUGGUUCUUGCACAGACGUCAUCGCAGCUGAGCACGACAUUGUCACGGCAGGAGGCUUCGACACGCACAUCCACUUCAUCUGUCCACAGCAAGCGCAAGAGGCGAUCGCAUCCGGUAUCACAACGAUGCUCGGGGGUGGGACUGGACCAAGCACCGGCACGAAUGCAACCACUUGCACGCCAGGCAAGACACACAUCAGGCAGAUGCUGCAGGCCAUUGACGAGCUCCCCUUGAACUAUGGCAUCACUGGCAAGGGGAACGACGCAGAUGUGAAGCCGCUACAAGAGCAAGCUGAAGCCGGUGUCUGCGGUCUGAAGCUUCACGAAGACUGGGGAAGCACACCAGCAGCCAUCGACGCAUGUUUGACCGUCUGUGACGAGUACGAUAUCCAGACUCUGAUCCAUACCGAUACCCUCAACGAGUCCGGGUUUGUCGAGUCGACUGUGGGUGCAUUCAAGAACAGGGUCAUCCACACCUAUCACACCGAAGGCGCAGGUGGAGGCCACGCCCCAGACAUCAUUAGCGUUGUCGAGCAUGACAACGUCCUCCCAUCAUCCACAAAUCCUACCCGGCCAUACACCCGCAACACGUUAGACGAACACCUGGAUAUGCUCAUGGUAUGCCACCACCUAUCCAAGAACAUCCCCGAAGACGUAGCCUUCGCCGAAUCGCGUAUUCGCGCCGAAACCAUCGCCGCAGAAGACGUCUUGCAUGAUCUUGGGGCCAUCUCAAUGAUGUCGUCUGACUCACAAGCGAUGGGUCGUUGCGGUGAGGUCAUUUUGCGCACUUGGAACACGGCGCAUAAAAACAAAGUUCAGCGCGGAUACCUUAAGGAAGAUGAAGGUACCGGCGCAGACAACUUCAGAGUAAAGAGAUACAUCAGCAAAUACACUGUGAACCCGGCUAUUGCUCAGGGCAUGGGUCACAUCAUUGGCAGUAUCGAGGUUGGCAAACUGGCAGACUUGGUAGUGUGGCGGCCAAGCAACUUUGGCGUCAAGCCAGCGCUGGUCGUAAAGAGUGGGAUGUGCUCUUACGCCCAAAUGGGUGAUCCCAACGCCUCCAUCCCAACCGUAGAGCCCAUCAUCAUGCGUCCCAUGUUUGCCUCCAUGGUACCAUCAUCCAGCAUCACAUUUGUGUCCAAAGCAUCCAUUAACUCUGGCGUCAUCAAAAGCUACGGUUUACGAAAGCGCGUCGAAGCGGUCAAGAACUGCAGGAACAUCGGCAAGCGAGACAUGAAGUACAACGACGUGCGGCCGAAGAUGAAGGUCGACCCCGAGACAUAUAGGGUUGAGGCCGAUGGCAUGCAUUGCACUGCGGAGCCAAGUGAGGAGCUUCCGUUGACGCAGGGGUAUUUUGUUUACUAGGGGAUGUAUAUAUGCAAUGGAAUAUCG